GGGUUAAGCACGAAGUACGUACACACUUGCAACGGUAAGGUAAAAUAAAUGAAAGUAACAAAGGAAGAAGAUACACGACUGACGCGUUUUAUGCAACAUUCUUGUUUGAAUAAUUUUUUUAAACCUUCUGUUUUGAAAAAAAAAGCGCGAGAAAAAGGAGUGGAAGAAAAGCGCGAGAGAAUGAUGAUAGAGUUAUAAAUAAAAAUCUAAGAGUCGACGGUGAGAUCUAUUUGACGUCAAGGCGAAGUGACGGUAAACUUUGUGUGACGAACUCUUUUAUAUUGAUCGAACUUCAUCAGUUUCUUUGUAUUCAAACGUGAUAUUGAGAUGCGAGAUAAGUGCAAUCGUUCGGUGGUAUCUUUGUGCUAAUACGUGUAACAUCGUCGAUUGGUAUUCGCUUCGCGAAAAUUUUUAAAUUCUUUGCGUCAUGCAGUCAUGACCGUAAAACGGAUAAGAAAAAAAAAAAGUCCGAUGGCUGACGCACAGUUAGCCCUGAUAUUAUUUAAAUUUAUGAUCAUGUGCAAGAGCUUCUAAAAGACGCUGCAAUCGAUUGUUUGUACCAACCGCAACGUUGAGAAAGAAGUGUGUUUAUGUGCUCGGUCGCUGUUAAUCGACGAGAGAUCUUCGCAACAAAGAUACGUAAUAAAAUUGUUCGAAGCUCAUUUGUAAUACACGAAUUUACUUGUAAAAUAUAUAUAUUUUUUUAAAUACGGGUAACCCUUGUAUAACGCGGUUUACGAAUUGUGAUAAAAUCGAAUCUACCCUUUUUGUUUUUUUCAAUCCGAUCCGCGCGCUUGUGCGAGUACAACGCGAUUUGUGUAACGCGGCAUUUCCGUGGAAUAUCCGCGUUGUAUACGAGGGUUGUUGUUAACUCUAUAUAUUUUACAAGUAAAUUAUUAUUAUUAAAAUAUUCGUAAAUUAUUAUUAAAAUUAUUGAUAAAAUUGAAACUUCUACCGAAAUUUGUGUGACGUAAAUCUCUUUGUGGGACGUCAAAAGACGCGAUCAAGUGCGCGAAAGAUAGUCACAUGUAAAUAAUAUAUGAAGUUGAACAAGAGAUUGCAAUCAUCACAAAUUCUCUAUCAGACGCGCAUUUGAAUUGAGAUAAACUUGAAGAAACGUGAUUAGUAGGAGAUAAAAGAUAAGAUACAUAUUCAACGUGGACAUAUUGUAACAUCUCGCGAAGAAGAGAAGAUCGAUAGACAGAUAGCUUUCGUGCAAUGCUGAAGUUCGGAUUCUGGAUAAUUUUAUUUGUCGGAUACGUCGACGGGAUUUUGCCGUCGGCCGUUCUCGAGACGAUCUAUCACUUCUUCUCGGGACUUCCCGUGCCCAACGACCUGGUGCAGCAGGAUGCGGAUGCGAUAUCCAGACAAUACUCCUUCGUCGUGAUCGGCGCCGGCUCGGCGGGAUCGGUGCUGGCGAAUCGUCUGACGGAGAAUCUCGACUGGAACGUCCUGUUGCUGGAGCAGGGCAAGGACGAGAUGUUUCUCACGGACGUUCCUUUUGUGGCGUCGCUCAUGCACGUCACCGAUUACGCCCGCGUGUACAAGAGCGAACCGCGACCGCAGGACGCGAACGGCCGCGGUGGAUGCUGCUUGUCGAUGAUCGACGGUCGCUGCAAUAUCGUGUCCGGCAAAGCGGUCGGCGGCACGUCCGUAAUAAAUUUUAUGAUUUAUUCUCGAGGAAACCCGGCUGACUAUGACGGCUGGGAAGCGCUCGGAAAUCCCGGCUGGAGCUACGAAGAUGUGUUACCUUAUUUCAUCAAGUCCGAGAAAUGCAGAUUAAUCAAUAAAAAUGUGAAAUAUCACGGCUACGACGGAUACUUGGAUGUCACAACUCCUCCUUAUGCCACUCCUUUAAGAGAACAUUUUCUGAAGGCUGGUCAAGAACUUGGUUACGAUGUGAUAGAUUACAACAGCGACAAAUUCGUAGGUUUCUCGACCGUGCAGGCGAAUAUGCGAAACGGACACAGAGUCAGCGCCAACAAAGCUUUUCUCAGUCCAAUUCGUGACAGACCGAAUUUCUAUCUAUCCAAGUUAUCGACGGUGACAAAAAUUGUUAUCAAUCCGAAGACAAAGACUGCCGUGGGUGUUGAAUUUGUAAAAAAUCAAAAAACCUAUUUUGUUUCCGCUAUCAAAGAAAUUAUACUUUGCGCAGGUACUUUUAGUUCACCGCAAUUGUUGAUGCUGUCCGGGAUAGGUCCUAAGAAUCACUUGGCUUCCUUGGGCAUUCGUGUAAUCGAAGAUCUCCCCGUGGGUUUUAACUUGCAGGAUCACGUGAGCAUGUCAGCUUUAACAUUUCUAGUCAACGAGAGCGUGACCGUGAUCGAGCCACGUGACGCUUCGAAUCUAGUUAAUUACGUUCGAUAUCUGACAGAAGGAACAGGUCCUUUUACGAUACCUGGAGGUGCCGAAGGUCUCGCCUUCAUUAAUACAAAAACUGUCAGUUCGAGAACGGAGAAGGAAACGUUGAUGUCAAAAUACGCGCGACGCGCACACACCCGCGAGAACAACAAGCAACGUGCUGAAAUUGUUCCUAAUAUAACUUCCAUCACGAUUAAUCGUGAUGUAUUUAAGAAGAGGACCUUUCGCGCUAACACGCAGAGAUUUUCGACGAAGGAAAGUCCUGACAUCGAGUUGGUGAUGGGCGUGAGUUCGUUAGCCGGCGACAUCUCCGGAAGCUAUCGCGGUCUGCUGGGAUUGUCGCAAGAAUUUUACGACCAAGUUUUCGGCGAUUAUUUAGGAUUGGACGCUUUCACGAUCGUGCCUGUGCUUCUGCGACCCAAGAGUCGCGGCAGACUCACCUUGAGAAGUUCCGAUCCGUUAGAUCCGCCGGUUGUGGACCUCAAUUACUACGAUCACGAGGACGAUUUGAACGCGAUAGUAAAAGGCAUAAAAAUGGCGAUCGAGGUAGCUUCGACAAGAGCAUUCGAACGUUUCAACGCGACGUUGCUCUCCAAACCGUUUCCGGGAUGCGAACGUCUCACUUUCAAGAGCGACGCGUACUGGACUUGUGUCGCUCGUCACGUGUCGACGACUCUGGGUCAUUAUGCGGGCACGUGUAGAAUGGGCACGCGUAAGAAUUCGGGCGUGGUGGAUCACAGGUUACGGGUGCACGGAAUCGGCGGUCUUCGAGUCGUGGACGCCAGUGUGAUGCCGACGAUAGUCGCCGGUCACACGAACGCGCCGGUGUACAUGAUGGCCGAGAAGGCCGGCGACAUGAUCAAGGAAGAUUGGAAGGGAUUUGCUUCGUGAAACUCGUAGGACAAA
Messenger RNA from Pseudomyrmex gracilis, 3267 nucleotides. Its product is annotated as glucose dehydrogenase [FAD, quinone]-like. The record is from RefSeq and is a predicted model, not a curated record. NCBI's taxonomy places the organism in Eukaryota, Metazoa, Arthropoda, Insecta, Hymenoptera, Formicidae. Bases 1219 to 3252 code for a protein of 677 amino acids. Gene Ontology annotation, molecular function: oxidoreductase activity, acting on CH-OH group of donors; flavin adenine dinucleotide binding. The transcript is spliced from 6 exons.